AUGUACAAGGCCGUUAUCCUGCCGACGCUACUGUACGGAGCAGAGACCUGGACGGUGUACACGAGGCAGGCGCGCCGUCUGAACCACUUGCAGCUCAGUUGUCUUCGUCGCAUCCUGCGGCUGAACUGGCAGGAUCGCAUCCCCGACACUGAUGUGCUGGAACGAACGGGAAUGCUCAGCAUCUACUCCAUGUUGAGACAAAUGCAGCUACGCUGGAGCGGCCACCUGGUGCGCAUGGACGACGAGCGGCUACACAAACGACGGGUUCUCGUCGUCAAGGAGGCCCAAUUCGUCGAUACAAGGAUACCCUGAAGUCCUCCCUAAAGCUACUGCAAAUCAACCCGACCAACUGAGAAGAGCUCGCCUGCGAUCGUCCGGCAUGGAGGAGAACAGUGAAGACGGGCGCUGCUAUCCACGAAGCCAACCGCAUCGCCGCCGCCAAAGCGAAACGCGAAGCCCGCAAAUCACAACUGCGCCCAGUCAGCAACGCAGCCGCACAACUGCUUCCAACGUGUCCUCGAUGUAAGCGGACAUUCCGGGCUCGAAUCGGCCUUGUUGGACAUCUUCGGAUCAACUGUAACUCUCGAACUGCACCAAACUUCAUCCCCCCGCCCGCGUCAUCCUCGUCCUCUCUGCCGCCGAAUAACUCUGUGAAUUCUUCUGCACCACCACUUCCAUCCUCCUCUGCCUCCUCCUCCUCCUCCUCCUCUGUCUCCUCUGCAUCCUCCUGCUCCUCCUCCUCCUCCACUGCCCCAACGGCGGCCGCUCAGGCAGCCGUCUCGCACAUCUCCGACCGCGACACAACAACCGGCACCACCCCCGCCUCUCCUGACUCCAGCAAUGAGAAUCAGGACUACACCUGCCCUCACUACGAUCGCACCUUCACCUCACGUAUCGUCCUGGUCGGUCACUUGCGAAUCCAUCGCACAGAGACCGGCGAACCAGUGCCUGAAGCACCAACCUACACCCACCAAGCUCGUCUCAACUGCCUACACUGUCCUCGCACUUUCAGGCACCGCAUGGGUCUAUUCGGCCACAUGCGCAUCCACGACGACCUGCGGUAG
Messenger RNA from Spirometra erinaceieuropaei, 1064 nucleotides. The record is from the annotation of a GenBank genome assembly. NCBI's taxonomy places the organism in Eukaryota, Metazoa, Platyhelminthes, Cestoda, Diphyllobothriidea, Diphyllobothriidae.